This is a messenger RNA of Talaromyces rugulosus, 1461 nucleotides long. RefSeq lists its product as uncharacterized. The coding region runs from base 1 to 1461 and encodes 486 amino acids. Gene Ontology annotation, molecular function: protein binding. The record is from RefSeq and is a predicted model, not a curated record. Gene Ontology annotation, cellular component: Set1C/COMPASS complex. The transcript has 5 exons. Lineage: Eukaryota; Fungi; Ascomycota; Eurotiomycetes; Eurotiales; Trichocomaceae.
AUGAAUCUGUCGCUUGUUGAUCCAUUCGCCCUCGCGCAAGACUAUCCCGACACAUUGACCGCAACUCUGAGGAGCGGCCAUGCUUCGAGCCUACGAUUUAAUAGCACGGGCGAUUAUCUAGCUGCCGGUCGAGUCGAUGGAACAGUCGUGGUGUUUGAUCUUGAAACAAACGGAGUUGCGUGCAAGCUACAAGGCCACACCAAACAAAUACAGUCACUAAGAUGGUCCAGAAACGGCCGAUACUUACUUAGUUCCUCGCAGGAUUGUAAAUGCAUUCUCUGGGAUCUCAAAGAUGGAUCUCGUAUGCGCAUGGUGCGAUUUGAGACGCCUGUAUAUGUUGCAGAAUUACACCCUUUCAAUCAUCUCCUUUUUGUCGCCGCAUUGUUCGAAGACCAACCCGUCCUCGUCGACAUUACAAACCCUAAACCUAUCAAGCGCCUUCUCCCAUCUGCGCCCCUUCGACCGCACGAAGGGCUCGAUCCGGCGGCGGCAGCGAGACAGGCGACGCAAGAUGCGAAGCAAUAUACAUGCGUCACCGUUUUCACAGCCCUCGGGAACCACAUAAUCGCAGGGACGUCGAAGGGAUGGAUCAACAUCAUUGAAACACAAACAUGCAGAACCAUCCACUCGAUGCGACUGUGCAACCGAGUAAUCACUAUGAUCCGCCUUGCCGGGAAUGGGCGCGACCUGCUCGUCAACAGCACUGACCGAGUGAUUCGCACGGUCAUAAUGUCAGACCUGUCACAACUAGGGAUCGGGCUCGAUCCGUCAAACAUUCAACUCGAGGUUGAACACAAAUUCCAAGACGUUGUAAACAAAUUGAGUUGGAAUUACGUCUCGUUCUCGUCGACGGGUGAAUUUGUCAUGGCCUCUACCUAUAUGAAUUCCGACGUGUACAUCUGGGAGCGCAGCCAUGGAUCCCUAGUGAAAAUCCUCGAGGGACCCCGCGAGGAAAUGGGCGUGGUUGAAUGGCACCCAUCACGACCAAUGAUUCUAUCAUGUGGACUGGAAUCCGGGUCGAUAUAUAUGUGGUCAAUCGUAACCCCGCAGAAAUGGUCCGCGCUUGCCCCCGACUUUGCCGAAGUCGAAGAAAACGUACUCUACGUCGAACGCGAAGACGAGUACGAUAUCCAUCCAGCCGAGGAGAUCCACCAGCGACGGCUGGAUCAGGAAGACGAAACGCCAGAUGUUCUCUCGGUUGACCACACCGACCGCGUCAUGGAUCUCGUCGACGCCGAAGCCGAAACCGACGCUUUCCGCAUGCCGGUUCUCCUCGAUCUGUCGGAUAGUGAAAGCGAAGAUGAUAUCAUUGCUGUCGGGCCCGGCACAAUGCGAAAACGAAGUCCUGGUGCUGGGCGUGAGUGGAUGAAUACCAACGAUGCCUCUUCCAGCCGAGGCGCGGCAGCAGCAACAACAAAUGGCACGUCGAAAGGGCAGGCCAGAGGGCGGAAGAAGCAAUAA